AUCAGUAGUGCCGAAGCUGCAGUGAUCACAAAAUGGCGAAAGUGUUGAAGUUAGGCCAAUUUGGUCAUACUUUUACUAGAGGAAUUAUGCAUGGAAAGGAGUAUAUUAAAACAGUGGAACAACUUACACAUGUUCCUAAUCCAAAAACUGAAAAACUCAUGAGCAUAAUAAGCCAUUAUGUGAUGUUGCCACUAUUUAUACUUCAUGGAAUUUACUGUUAUAAAAAACACCUGGAACAUGAGGAACAUGUAAGACGUGAGGGACUGCCAAAAUUCAUUCAUUAUCCAUAUUUAAAAAUUAUGAAUAAGCCUUUUCCUUGGGGAGAUGGUAAACAUUCACUCUUUCACUCAAAAACAAAUUAUGUGGUUGGCAUCGGGUAUGAAGAAUGAACUGUUUAACAAAAUUAAUAGUUUAUAUGUACAUAUUCAAUUUAUUAUAUUACUGUGGCAAUAAAAUAAA
Molecule: messenger RNA, 459 nt
Organism: Eufriesea mexicana
Lineage: Eukaryota; Metazoa; Arthropoda; Insecta; Hymenoptera; Apidae
Product: cytochrome c oxidase subunit 6A1, mitochondrial
Exons: 3
Coding region: 33-389 (118 amino acids)
Biological process (GO): mitochondrial electron transport, cytochrome c to oxygen
Cellular component (GO): mitochondrial inner membrane; respiratory chain complex IV
Molecular function (GO): enzyme regulator activity
Source: RefSeq, a predicted model, not a curated record